Physella acuta is the source of this 4721-nucleotide messenger RNA. RefSeq lists its product as uncharacterized. Gene Ontology annotation, molecular function: protein binding; GTPase activator activity. The record is from RefSeq and is a predicted model, not a curated record. Gene Ontology annotation, biological process: signal transduction; cell migration; cell projection organization. NCBI's taxonomy places the organism in Eukaryota, Metazoa, Mollusca, Gastropoda, Physidae. Gene Ontology annotation, cellular component: synaptic membrane.
UGUCGCUCUCUCCCAGUGUGCUCCCAGGAUCAUUCGAUGGGAGAAGGGAGAGAGCCAGAGAGAAGUGACAUAUAUCGGGUUGUCAAGUUGACUGGGUUAUCAGGUUGGUGGGCUGAAUGUCAAGCCUGAACUGCUAGCUGCAGGAAUUCACAUUCAUCAACAUUCGUCAUUUUCAAGUGGAUAAUUUGCUGAGAUCUGAAAGUCAUCCCCGAUUCAGAUCCUAUGAGUAUAUGAUUCAAUUUUGUAUCAGUUAUCGUUUAUUUUGAAAUUUAAUUUCAUUAUAAAAUCAAGACAAUGGAAACCCUUUUCAAUUUAAGAUGAAUUUUGUUGGCGACUUGUUAGUGUUGGAUCAAACUCGGACAGUUCUCUCAUAGUUGCCAGUGAGCAGCGACAUGGACCAUCUGAGAAACCUAUGGCCUCCAUAUUGGUUUGGAGUAAAUAACGCAAUGCUCAAUUCUAAACUAUGUAGACACCCUACAUCUACGUAGUCCCAUGCACUGGCGGAUCUACCUCAAAUUUCUAGCGCAAACCGGAAUGUUCUGUUGUGGAAGAUUAAAGGGAGAAGAAGACCCACGGACUUUGGAUGACCGCACCCAAUCUAAUAUUCGCCCUAACGAAGAGAGUCCAGAUUGCCUUAAUAGUCGUAGCAAGCUUCUUAAAAAGAUUGACAAAAGAAACUCACCCCAACUCGAACAAGAAACCCGUCUGCUAACUAAACCAGAAGAAGAAUUCAUUGGCGCUUCAGAACAGAAUUCUAAAGACGAUAAGCGACAGUCAGGGUCGGGUGGGGGACUGUUGACAGCAGGCACAAGAGAAACUGUUGUAACGGAAAAAGAGAAUUUUGAGAAGAACUGCAUAGGAUCGUCUGUUGAAACUAGACAGCACUUACCAUGUGAUGAAAUAGGAGAUAGUCCAGUCAAGUCAGAUGUCAAAAUAACCAGCAAGUCUGUGAAUUACGAUGAAGUGCUGAAGGAUCUUGUGCUUCACCCUCGUUUGCAAUCAUCUGAACAACGAAUUCAGUUUCAUUCUCAAAUAUCGCAUGAACCGCGUUUGCAUCAGCAAUAUCCAACUUCUCGUCAACAAACUAGUCAAAAGAUUCAAUGUCAUGAACCUGUGUCUAGCCAAUGCGCAGAUCAGUCGCUUCAAGUUUACCGUCAUUUUGUUAGCCUACCACAGCAAACGUCAUUAGUGCAGUUUCCUCUUCAGCACCUUCAACAACAACAGCAGCACCACCAACGUAAACACGAACAUCAGCAGCAUAUCAAUUCACAGCAGGAGCAACAACUUCACCUUCAGCAGCAAUUUAUAGUACAACAGCAAAGAAAUCUAGAAUCUCAUCGAGGUCAUGAACCUAACCAUAACCUUAAUAUACAGGAAAGGAUUCCCAAUCGGCAGCAGGGUGGCUGCCAGCGGGCAGCGCCCUAUUCAGUAUUUUCUUCAACUUCUCCAAGCGCAGCCAUUAGUUUAACUAGUCAUGUCUAUGCAAACGUGCGCGGGCCAAACGGUGGUGCGGGUCUGGAGAUGGGCAUAAAGAGCAUGGAGGUUGAAGACGACAGCUUUGUAGUCGAGACUGUUGAGAUCAUUAAACGACCAGGCCAGACUCUGGGUUUUUAUAUUCGUGAGGGCAAUGGCUUUGACCGCUCAGAUGGAGUCUUUAUUUCCCGUAUACAGAUGGGAACAGUCGCUCAAAGCAACGGACUCCUUCAUGUCGGUGAUGAGAUAGUAACAGUAAAUAAUGUCAAGGUGGGAAAUAUGUCUCUCGACGAUGUGGUCAUCCUUAUGUCAAUCCCGAAAAAGCUUGUACUGACCAUUAGGACUCGUAGAAAUAGCAGCAAAAAUAAAUCAUGCCCUUCGCUGCCCAUGGCAGAACAGCCCGACCCUCCUGUUGUUGUGCUCAAGAAAGGAAGGUCAUCGUCUGCCUCAGCGUUGGAGAUGACAGAGAAAUGCCCAGACAUGUACGAGCCUGGUCAGACCUACGCUCAAUAUCCCUUCCAGACUGCUGACUACAUACCACGACAAGAACGGCCUGCGUCCAGAUAUGCCAGUAUUUUUAUAAGCCCCCACCGAGCAGAGGCCAAGCUGAUCAGCGAUGACGGCAUGGAAAGCAGCAACUCCAGUGAAGGCUCCUUGCCACGAAGCGUCGAUUCUAAAGACAGAACAUAUUUAGGUCACGAAGUUCUGGAGUCGCCUCAUAGUAGCUAUAUAAGUGUAACAAAUCCGAUUUACGAUCACUUUUCUAGUUUGCCUGAUUACAAACUUCAUAUGGUGGCCGACACGCUGGGCAGAAAGUCGUCUGUACUACCAAAAUCUCCAUCUAAGCAAAGUCCGCUCGGAACGCAUCUAUACAGAAACAGACCCAACUCUGAUGCCAGUCCAGGCUUUCCAGAACCUCCUUAUAUGAACGUUGGUGCUUUAAGAGACGGAGGAAUGCAGCCUCAAUCGUCGCACUAUCAUCACACAUCUCCUCAUUUUCACCAACCCCCACUUCCAACGCAGCAGUUUUCUAGCCACUACCAGUACCAGUCCUCCUAUCCCUUAUCCACAUCAAGUCAGGGGCCAUAUGCGGCCCCUGGACAGCAGUACAGAGGCGCCGUAUCUCAGGAGGACAGACGGCGGCAAGAGAGAAUUCGAAGUCUUCUCAAUUCAAAAUCCAAAUACGGCAGGCUGUUACGUAGCAGAUCCCCGGAGUGCUACAACUCGGACUCGGAGAUCGUCUUUACUCACCAGGCCCAUACCGAUGGGAGAGGAUUCGCCUCAGAUUACGAGGCUUAUGGAGGGGCGUUUAGUGACGAUGAGCCGGUGUACUCCAUACCCAGAAUACCAUCCAGUUCCUCUUCUGAACUUGAAAUGCUUCUUAAAAAAUUUACCACACUCUCACAGGAACUCCAACAAGAGCAGAGCAAGCUCCAGAGACAGCUCAGCACCAGAGACAAAGUUCCACGCCCAGGACAAAUUCCUCUCUCAAGAGCAGAGAGUUUGUCCGGAGACGAAUAUGGAUGCCAGCCUUUGUCCGGUCAAGCCUCACCUGUGCCGGUCCGUAGGGCAGCUUCCACUCAAACUCCGGCGCUUCCACCCCGUCUGUCCCGGCUCCCUAGCGCCGACACGCCUCCUUUCCUUUACAGCACAUAUCAGCACGAGUCUCAUCCGGAUCUAUCCGGCCGAUCAGGGUCUGCUGGUGUAGGAGGAGCGAUGUCAAUAGCGGGUGGUUUGCCCAUGUCCAGCUCCCAGACCUCCAUUCAGCUGGCCAAAGAUCCGGCACGUCAUACUGCAUCCCGACUGCGAGACCUACAGCUAACCAGAAAACCUCUGCAUAUUCCCUACAGUGAGUUUGAACCCUACAAAGCAGACAUGCGUAAGCGAGUUGAAUUGACCCGAUCUGGCGGUCUAGAUGGCUUAUUAAGUAUUCAUAUCAUGUCGGGCCAAGGACUUAAAUCCUCUAAAACAAGCUUACGCGAUUUGUAUUGUGUAGUGGCCGUAGACUCCCUCAACAAAGCCAGGACAAUGAUUAGGACAGGGGCGAUUAACUUCGACUGGGAUGAAGCAUUUGAUAUUGAUUUGGAAGACUCGAAAGAAGUUUCUUUUCUCGUGUACCACUGGGACCCAAACUACAAGCACCGUCUGUGUUUUCAUGGCUCCCUUCUGCUCCCCAGCUACGUGCACAGCGGCACCAAGCGGUACGUGGCCAUCAAGCUGGAACCAAAGGGGAUCCUGUUCGUCACCUUGUUGUACAAAGAGCCCGCAGUCUCUCUGCAGCGUUUACCUUCCAUCAAGAAAAACGCUCUGUUUGGGGCGGAACUGGAGACAAUUAUAUUGAGAGAAAACUCGGGCUUAAAUGUCCCUUUGUUGGUGAGUAAAUGUGUCCAUGAAGUGGAGAGGCGAGGUCUAGAGACUGUCGGCAUUUACCGUCUAUGUGGGAGUGCUAGGCGUAAGGCAAUGCUGAGAGAAGCGUUUGAGAGCAAUGCCCAAGCCGUGGAUUUAUCACCUGAAAAUGUUUCCGAUAUCCACGUCAUAACAGGUGUUUUGAAAGAUUACCUACGGGAGCUACCAGAACCAUUGUUUACUAAUUCCCUCUAUCAGAUGCUAUUGGACGCUUUAAGUGUCAGGCUACCGUGUGACCCAGAAGGCAGUGCCAAACUUAUGCUGAGUAUUCUAGAGUGCCUUCCUUCGGCCAAUCAGGAUACAAUGGCCCUACUCUUGAAUCAUCUACGCCGUGUGGCCUCUCACUGUGAUAAAAAUAAGAUGCCCAUAGACAACCUGGCCAUUUGUUUUGGACCUGUUCUGCUUUGUCCGGCCCCAAGCUCCACCCCCGAUCCACUCCUUGAUUUUAGAAAACACAUCGAAGUCCUGCGCUAUCUUCUUGAGAUAUGGGACUAUGAAGGUAGUAACAGUACAGGGACAUCCAAAUCUCCUACGGCAGAAACAAUUAUUUCUGCAGGCACAGGGGACUCGCCCAACCCAGCUGGUCCCGUGGAUCAGGCUCGUAGCUCAAGGGAUGAAGUGACUGGUCACAACACGGAUGGGCCAUCCAACAGGCAAUGACGCUGGUUGAUCACUAGAUUCUUAUCCAAUUUUUAGUUGCACCGUUUCAUCUCAUUAUCUCUAACUAUAUUCACACUCUAAAUCUAGUUUUUAACUGCAAUUUUUUAUAACAUGAAUUUUUUGUGUGUAAAUAUAGCAUUAUGUAAAUAUUUGUCAUUUUAAAGAAAUGUAUAACAUUUAUA